CUAGCAUCAGCUGAGGGUGACGUUCGGUCAGAACAAUUGAACGAUCACCUGCACGAGCCGCGAGUGAAACCUGCUUAUCAGCAUAUCCUGUCUAUUAAUAGAGUGUGACGUAUUAUUACAAAAUUUGAUAUAUGCAUUAUUUACUUGUACGACGAUGGAGAAGGAAAGGUUCACGAUGCUCCUCUUGGAACCGGGGGAGAUAUUUUUUGAGGAUUACAGCGUACAGAUGAGGAGGUUAGACGCUCCCCUAGCCGAGGAGAGGAGGUGGAUGGAUGGAAGGUUGAAAUUAUGCUCCAAGUCUUUGGUGUUUGUAAAUAAAGACAUCAACCAACCGCUCAUCAAGAUUCAGCUGAAGGAGACCACGUCCGUCGAGCAGUGUACAUCGAACAGCGACGUGACGGACAACGUGUUGUCGGUGAGGUGCAAGCAGUACGUGGAGAUGCUGGAGAAAAAUAUACUGGCGCCGUACCGAUUCGUACACCAGAACACUGUGUUCCACUUCUGCUUCAAUUACGGGAAGGUGGAGGACUGCCUUCCGCAGAUCCUGCAGUUGCACAGAGCGGCGAGUUUAGUAACGGCGCAGCAAAACGCCAUGAUUAUGGCUAUCGUGCACUCCAGACAGUCGCGUGUAUCCUUUGACACCUCGUGGCUGGAGGAUUUGUAUGAGCAAGUGGUCUUGGAAACGCAAGGGAACAAGGUACUGCCGCUUGUAAUUAAUCCAGGAAGAAUACUACUGACCACCUCGAGGAUUUACUUUCAACCUUACAAUAACAUGGAUCAGCAUCCCGUUCUCAAGAUUCAAUUAAAAGAUGUACGAAGUAUUAUAAAGAGGAGAUUCCUGCUACGACAAGUGGGUCUCGAAAUUAAGUGGCUGCGACAAGCUGAGAAUAAAAUCGAAUAUUUGUUUCUGUCGUUUCAAAAUCAGGAGGGCAGGGACACGCUGUACGAAAGUCUGCUUAAGCAGUCCGCCGUCUCCCUGGAAACCGUACCGCAAAAUCAGAUGACGAUGAGAUGGCAGAAUGGAUACUUGUCGAAUUACGAUUACAUCUUGUACGUAAACAGCUUGGCGGAUAGAACUUUCCACGACCUGACGCAAUAUCCAGUGUUGCCUUGGAUCAUACAAGAUUACGCAUCCGCGACGCUAGAUUUGAGCGACAUCAAAGUUUAUAGAGAUCUCUCGAAGCCUAUCGGUGCAUUGAAUCCUACUCGUCUGGAAAGGCUCAGAGAACGAUAUUUGGAAAUGUCUGACCCAAAGUUCUUGUACGGUUCUCAUUACAGUGCGCCGGGUUUUGUAUUGUUCUAUCUAGUACGAAAGUACCCUCAGUACAUGCUCUGCCUGCAGAACGGAAGAUUUGAUCAUCCGGACAGAAUGUUCAACAGUAUAGCUGACGUGUGGAAAAAUGUAUUGGUGAACAUGUCUGACUUUAAAGAACUGAUACCGGAGUUUUAUGAUACGAGCAACGCCGGCGAUUUUCUGGUAAAUAGUUACGGCAUCGAUUUUGGCUACCGACACGACGGUACAAAAAUAGGCGACGUACUACUUCCUCCCUGGGCGAAAGGGCCAUCCGAUUUCGUACAGCAAUUAAGGAACGCUUUGGAGAGCGAUUACGUUUCUCAAAAUCUUCAUCAUUGGAUCGACUUGAUUUUUGGAUGCAAGCAGAGGGGGAUCGAAGCUAAGAAGGCUGACAACGUAUUCUUCCAUUUAUGCUACGAAGGCGCGGUAGACUUGGACACUAUACGAGACGUAAACGACAGACUUGGGCUCGAGGUGCAGAUCAUGGAGUUCGGUCAGAUACCGAAGCAAGUCUUCACUCUACCUCACCCGAAGCGCUCGGCGUCGGUCUUAAAUUUAUUGCACAGCGAGACGUUGUUAGCGUCGCCGGAAACGACGACAUCGAAUGCCGCACGUGCGGGAAAGUCAUUCAGCUUCACGGAAGUGGCUGCGUUCCAGGCGCACAAGGACUGCGUCAGCAGCGUCACGCCGAAAAACACAACGACCAGCAACGAAAUCAUAUCGGUGGGACAGGACGGCACGCUGAAAUUGUACAGCAUAAGCGAGAAGAAGUUGACGCGAAGCGUCACGCUAUCCUCUCUCCCGCUCUCCUCUUGCAUCUCGUAUUACACACCGUCGCAGCGUAACAUCCUCGUGGCAGGAUCGUGGGACAAUACUCUCAUAUUUUACGAUAUCGAGUUCGGUAGGGUAAUCGACGUGCUGCAGGGACACGAGGACGCGGUGUCGUGUCUAGCGUGGAGUCCCAAUCACCAGGUCAUCGUGUCCGGAUCGUGGGACUGUACCGCGAAGGUCUGGCACGGGUAUACCUCCGGGUCGAAAGUUAAGCCCGCGGAGUGCUUCAUAGCGCAGCUCGAUCACGAUUCCAAAGUGACUUGCAUCAACAUAUCAAGGGAUGACACCAUGCUGGUGUCCGGCACAGAGGACGGCGAACUGUGUCUGUGGAGGAUGGACAAUUAUAACUUGCAAUCUACCAUCAAGAGCCACGCGUGCAGGAUAAAUGCAAUAAUGUUCGACGAACAAUGCAGCAGCGUGAUCUCGUGUGCGGAGGACAAAGUAUUAAGCGUGAUCGACGUGCGGACAAGCACGCAGAUAUAUUCCGUCGGUUUAGAGAGCGAGCCGUUAACGUUUACGUGGAUGGGGACAUUUUUGCUAAUAGGCGAUAACGACGGAAAUCUGAACGUGUGGAAUCACCAGGGAGCUAUGUUCGUCUCGAAAAUACGCUGUCACGAUGGGCCGCUUUGCGCUUUAGUCGUAGCUGCCGAUAAUAAUUUCGUAGUGACGGGCGGAAAGGAUAGAAAAGUCAUCGUGUGGGAAUGCCACGAUCAAUGACACAGUAUUACGAAAUAUGAUCGUCAUUAAUGUAUAAAGGGAAUUUUAUCUGAAGGAAAGAAAAAGAUACUGAAGGCCUAGCAUGUUUUGUAAAAUAAUAAUGCCGUUCAUUUGUUACACGGUAGGAUAUCGGAGAACGUGUACAUAGUAUAAAUAUCGGGUCCUAAUUUGUAUCGCAAAUUUCUCAAUUGCAAAAAUGCGCGUUAUUUAAAUUCGGGAAAAGCGAAAACAGAAUUUCCAAUUAAAAAAUUAUUUUUUACACAUUUCUUUUCUUUCUCUGCUUUAACAUGUGUGCUUUCCAUCUUAAAUGUAAAAAGAUAUGAUCUCUCUAAUGUUUCUUUGGUAAAACGCAAACUUUGUUACAUAUAAUUUAUUUAAUAUAUUGUAUACGUACAUAAUGAUAUGUAAUGUUACAUUCCGCUCCUCUUACGCGAAGUAUAUCUAGGCUAUGCCAGUCAGUCUUCCUAUCUUAACGAGAAGGUAAAUGAUUUCGUGUUGUGAUAAACUAUCAUUAUGUAAUAUCAUUAUGUUUAGCGUAUUUAUCAGCUCGUCAGCGAUCAUGGUAAUUAUUUGCAAUUAAAAGUGAAAUUAAAUAUUAAAUAUACCACAGGCAUUUGUACUAUUACAUACAAAUAUACACACAUAUAUUUAUUUUAGAGGAUAGAGAAUGGAGGAAUAAAGUUAGCAUUUCUA
Messenger RNA from Ooceraea biroi (clonal raider ant), 3535 nucleotides. RefSeq names its product protein FAN. The record is from RefSeq and is a predicted model, not a curated record. NCBI's taxonomy places the organism in Eukaryota, Metazoa, Arthropoda, Insecta, Hymenoptera, Formicidae. Gene Ontology annotation, molecular function: protein binding.